Molecule: messenger RNA, 3893 nt
Organism: Lytechinus variegatus (green sea urchin)
Lineage: Eukaryota; Metazoa; Echinodermata; Echinoidea; Temnopleuroida; Toxopneustidae
Product: sorting nexin-33-like
Exons: 17
Coding region: 393-2075 (560 amino acids)
Biological process (GO): protein transport; mitotic cell cycle; plasma membrane tubulation
Cellular component (GO): plasma membrane; cytoplasmic vesicle
Molecular function (GO): protein binding; phosphatidylinositol binding
Source: RefSeq, a predicted model, not a curated record
UCACUUGAGGAUGACAUUGUUUUCCUGAGUUCUUUACAUUCUUUUCUGGCUGGUUCUCAGAAGUUGUAUACCUGAUACUGUGGGCCCACAUCCUUCCUCAUGUUGGAUUCCAUACAAUGUGUUCUGAUCAAUUUGGCCAUUGACUACAUGUACCCUCCUACACGUACAUUGUUUGUUGCUGACAUUGUUGACUUCGUAUGUAAACGUACAUUACAUGCUGUGACCCCAAGGUCCGAAUCGACAUCUAUUGUACAUUUGUGAAUUGAACUGAAUAUUUCCUUGGAAAGGGGCAAUCACAAUUAUGGACUACAUGUUUGCUGAAUUUCGGUAAUCGCAAGUUGGAAAACACAAGUUUUAAAAAGUGGAAUAGUGUGCACUGUAAUUCUUUCACCAUGAUGAAAAAGUGCAAAGUCCUCUACGACUUCACGGGCGAAGCGGAGAAUGGGGAGUUGACGAUAUACGAGAAUGAGGUCCUACAGAUUGUCCGUCAGGACGUCGGCGAGGGAUGGUGGGAGGCUCGGAACCCCUCCGGCCAGCUUGGCCUGGUUCCAGAGGCAUACGUUGAGAUGAUUGAGGACAAUCAAGGCAGCCGUCAACUCACAACACAGCAAAGUACAGUUUCACAAGAAGACGAUUGGGAUGACGAAUGGGAUGACAGAGCUAGCCAAUCAAGCUAUGAUGCUCAGCAGCAGCAGGAAGUUACCAAUAGCAAUAGUACACAGGGAUUCACACAAUCUGAAUACAAUCAUGAUUCAGGUUUGAACGGAAAUAACUACGGGCUUUCAGCACCAAACCGACAAUUCAAACAGAGGAACCAUGAAUCAACGGUCCGGUCGGGGACGGUCAAAAAGAACUUUGCCAGUCGUUUCUCAGUAUUUGCGAAGACGGGAGGAGAGGCAUAUUUAUUAGGAGCAGCAUCAAAGAAAGGAGCAUCACCAGAUGGAAAUAUCAGAAUUAUUGAAGCAGAGGAUGGUCCAAGAUGGGAAGAGACGGUGGAUAAAUACACAUGCGAGAUUAAGAACCCCAAGAAAGAAAGUAAACUGAAGGGAAUGAAAAGCUUCAUCGCAUACCAAGUUACACCAUCAAAUACUGGCAUUCGGGUGAGCCGGAGAUAUAAACAUUUUGACUGGCUGUACGAGAGGCUAGCGGAGAAGUUCACACUUAUCAUUGUUCCACCUCUCCCAGACAAACAAGUAACAGGUCGUUAUGAGGAAGCUUUCAUUGAGAAGAGAAUGGAUCAACUACAAAGAUGGAUGAACAGAAUGACCGCACAUCCUGUGAUUGGGCCUAGUGAUGUCAUGAUGCAUUUUAUUUCAUGUACAGACGAAAAGCUCUGGAAACAAGGGAAGAGGAAGGCAGAGAAGGAUGAAUAUUUAGGAGCAGCUUUCUACCAAAACAUUGAACCCCCUUCCAAUAAUCUAGACCUUGCAACCAUUGAGAGGCAGCACGACACGUUCACGCGGUUUACCAAGAGCUUUGACACCAGUGUGGCACAGAUAUCACAAGUUAUACACGACUACAGCAAGAAACACUUAGGACCUUUCAAGAGAGAAUACCAGAAAAUCGGCAAUUCCUUCACAGAGUUAGCAACGACCUUUAACCUCGAUAACAGGCCGAACCCUCAAGGAACCGAUGAUCCGCCACAAGAAUCCGUUCAACUGACGGAAGCACUCAACUUCACCGGAAAGACGUACGAGGAGAUCGGACAGCUGUUCUACGAGCAACCAAAAUACGACCUUCAUCCGUUUGAAGAUUUCUUGAAGGAAUAUGGCGGAAUGAUGUCAUGCUUUCCAGAUAUGAUACACUUUCACAAGCACACGAUACAGACGGUUAAAGAAUGUCAGAAGCAGCGAGAAGAACAGAAGAUGGAUUUUGAGGAAGCCGAGGCCGUCAAGCGACGAGCUGAUGUCAUCUCUUAUGCAAUGAUGGCGGAGGUGAACCACUUUCAUCGGGAGCGUGUAGAAGACUUUAAGUGGAUGAUGCAAGUCUACUUGAAGGAACAAAUCAAAUUUUACAAGAGCCUCACGAUCAAGCUGGAAGAGGCCCUUCAAAAGUACGACGAACUUGAUCGGUAAAACCAUCUCAAAUAUCUCACGCAAGAAAGGAAUGAACUUAUAGCGACAGACCCGGAGUGCUUCGGUCUGUGGCGGAACUCGCUCGCUCGCUUGCUCGCAUGCCAUGGUGUUAACUCUUGAUACUUUCAUCUAUCAUUCAAUCAUUAAACGGAUGACACAACAGAGAAUAUACUGCCUUGAUCAGGAUGGAGGGAUGUAUAACUCGGACAGAACCAGAUGAGGAACCGUGCCAUUAAGCCCAGGGGGGUGUUUCACAAAGAUUCGAGCAUGACUUCGAGCCGUACCGAAAUGCCGACGCAUGCACGAUACGAAACGCGCAAUCUUAUUGAUCGAUUCGCCGUAGUGCGCAUUCUCAUGGCAUGAUCUGACCAAUGCGGUGAUGUCUUGUAUACCGCACGUAACUAGGCAUUUUAGUCAUACUGAACUCUUUGUGAAUCACCCCCCAAAUUUAUGAAAUCUGGGCCCUGUUGCAUAAAAAUGACGAUAAUGGUAAGUGUGCCAUUUGGUGCUAACUACCAUGGUAACACUGAUAAACAGCCAAUCAAAAUCCAGGAUUCCAUGAAAGAUACAUGUACCAUUGCAUGGCAAAGCUACACGUACCGUCAUGGUAACCUUUAUGUAGAGGGAUCCUGGGCUGGGCCUGUGAGUUAUCCGUAAAGUUAUGAAUGAUUUUGCGCAAAACUAAUACUUACCCUUUCAAUUUGUGCAUUAAGUCAUGCUUUAGACUUACUGACCAGCUUUAAGAAAAGCUUGAAGCCUGAAAAUAUCAACUAUUAUAAUUUACGUUUGUUAUUUUCAGUUUAAGUUUAUUGGAGAAGAUAUAUAUAUACAUAUUUCAAUACAACUGGAUAUUGUAUACAUUUUUUUAUGAUAUCGCCGUCACAGUAACUUCUUCACAUGGAUCUAAACUCUUGAUUUGCGAUCUUCUCGAUUUUCUAUAAUCACUGAUUCAUGGCUUUUUCAGUGUUUGAAAUGUUUUUUGAGGAUCCAUCCUUCUGAAUAUUUGAAGAUGGUAUGUUAAAGCAUGUGUGGGAUUUAACCCAUACCCCCCCUUCCCCCCCAAAAAAAGUAAUUGUUGUGAAUUUGCCUAUUUUAGUAACUUCUGUAGGAAUUCGGCGGCACAGCUAUCUACCAAAUUAUCGUACAACAUAUUACGUAAGGAACUUUUUUUAUUUUAGUUAAUCAGUCAUGCCGCUACAGUUGUUGACCUUAUAGACAGUAAUUACUCUCAGGUCCUUUUUGGUUAAAGUGUAGGCAAUAGCUGAGUGGGGACUUGAACUAAUAACCUCGUAAUCAUGAGUCAGAUGCUCUAACCACUAGACCACAUGGCCGUCAUCUUGGAUUACUGUAAAUACUCUCGGGUCCUUUUGUGGUUUAAGUUUAGGCAAUAGUCGACUGGGGAUUUGAACUUGCAACCUCGUAAUCAUGAGUCAGAUGCUCUAACCAUUAGACCACAUGACCGUCAUCUUGGAUUACUGUAAAUCCAUAUUAUUUCACAAGAAUCUGUUGAAGUAUCCAAACACUGCCAUGACGUAAUAGUCACCAGAGUACUUAAACCACUCCAAUGCCUUCGACUCUAGCCUACUUCUCAAAAAUUAAAUUGUAACCCGCGGAAAAAGAAUGACUCAUUUCUGAGGAGCUAAUUUCUCUAAUUUUUACUAUAUGAAUACCAAAUUAGUAUCUUGGCCUUUUGCAGAGAACAUUCUUCGGCAACUUAUGUUUGGUUUAGGGAUGGUAGCGACCCGUAACACAAAGGUUAGCGAUUAAUCGUACGCUUGAUUUUCGUGAUGGAUUGUACCUUGUAGACAAUGCAAUCAG